UCAAGUUGAACGUUGUGGGAAGAGAGUCAUAUGUUAGUUUGAAGAUUAUACUGAUAUCUACAGACAUGUACAGGCGUAACUAUCCCGAUGAUCCUGGAAUGCAUAAUAUGAAUGAUCGACACACUCGUACCACCUUUAGGAGGAAUGCUACGUUUUUUGAAAGGAUUGGAAACAGCUGUGCUGGAAUUUUGAUUGGAACUGUUUUAUUGUUUAUUGCGUCAGGACUUCUAUUUUUCAAUGAGGGACGAGCGGUUCAGACUGCACAAUCCCUAGAUGAAGGUUUAGCCAGUGUAGUUCCCUUGGAUAACAUUGAUGUGGUGUUUGACCAUAAUAAUGGUAAACUUGUUCACCUCACUGGCAAGUUAAAGACUGACAGGGUAUUGACAGAUUCAACUUACAACAUAGCAGUACACGCCGUCCACCUGAAGAGAACGGUAGAGAUGUUCCAGUGGGUGGAGCAUCAGAGUAAAACAGAGUACAAUGAAGGCAGUCAUACCAGGACAGAAACUACCUAUUCCUAUUCACAGGAAUGGCGGUCAGAUCUUGUGAGAAGUGUACAGUUUGAUAAUGAAUUCAGUCAUCGAAAUCCAACAUCUAUGGCUGUCCAGUCGAAGACACAGACGGCACAUCUGGUGAAUGUUGGACCAUUUCAAUUAUCUACAGGAUUGGUGGGCAAGAUUUCCAACUUUAAGCCUGUGGAUGGUCAAUUACUUACCCAACCUGGUGAUCCAAAUAUCCACAUUUUGGAUGGUUACUUUAUUCACAGCUUAAAUCCAAUGAGUCCACAGGUAGGUGACUUGAGGAUUAAGUUUGAGUAUGCAGGCCUCAGUGGACAAUCCAUGAUGGGAGAUGCAGACAUUGUGAGUAUAGUGGCAAGACAGCUGGGAGAUCAACUGAAAAGUUACAGUACUGUGGCAGGGGAUGUUCUGGAAAUGCUGUACCCUGGGGCUUUGUCUGCCAAGAAAAUGUUUGCCAAAGAACAAAGCUUCAACACUGUUGUGACUUGGGCCCUAAGAUUCGGAGGCUGGCUUCUCAUGUUUAUCGGUUUUGGAUGUUUAACAAGUAUAAUCACCACUCUAGUUGAUUGGCUGCCCAUUAUCCGAGACCUGGUCGCUGCUGGUGUGACGAUUCUGAAUUUGUCAUUGUCAAUCAGUCUGUCUCUAACCGUGAUUGCUAUUGGCUGGAUCCGGUAUCGCCCCCUUCUUGGUAUCAGCAUAUUAGCACUGGCAGCCACGCCUUUCAUCAUGUCAAAGUUCCGACGGCAACACCAGGGGACAGCCAGGUAUCCAUAGCAACUGUGCUAUUGAGCUGUAAUUUUCUAUGUUAGGAAAUUAUUGGUGUGAUCUCUAUGACUUGGCUUUGGUAAUAGGAUGAAUAUAUUCAAACUUGAUUAGGUAUGCUUUGUUAUUAACUACAGAACACUUGUACUAAAAUUAUUCUAUAAGUGAUACUAACUCUUUAUAAAAAAUAGUUAUAUAUAGAUACAUGAUUUAAGUUGUUAUUUCUGAUUUUCUAAAGUUUAUAACUUAUUGGCAUUUAU
This is a messenger RNA of Ylistrum balloti, 1540 nucleotides long. RefSeq names its product transmembrane protein 43-like. The transcript is spliced from 12 exons. Gene Ontology annotation, cellular component: nuclear inner membrane. Lineage: Eukaryota; Metazoa; Mollusca; Bivalvia; Pectinida; Pectinidae. Gene Ontology annotation, biological process: nuclear membrane organization. Bases 66 to 1292 code for a protein of 408 amino acids. The record is from RefSeq and is a predicted model, not a curated record.